AUGGCUGCAGCAGAUGCGCCGCCCCUACAUGGGGAAGAUAAAGAGGAAAUUUGUGAGAUCGAGGGUGUGACAGCCGACACCUACCGGAGCGUGGUUGAGCAGCGGUCAUCAGACAGGAAGCUCCGCGAGCAGGCAGAAGACAGAAGAGAAGAUCACAAGCCCAAGUUCAUCCAGCCACACAAGGAGAAGCGCUUCAAGCUCUACAUGAAGUAUGAAGGCCGAAAGGGCCCUCCUGCCUGGAUCAAAUCCAGAUUGCCCAAGCAUGGCGGCUACGAGGAUGGACCUUCUGUGGCCAUCAAGAAGAUGUUCGUCAACUUCUACAACAGAGUCAGAGACAUGCUGUCAAUUCACAGUGUGCAUCUGAGAAGCGAGACCGGGAUCGCCAUUCCGGACGAGGAUUCGCUGGCUGGAUACGUGGGUUAUGGUGGUCUGGUCUACGUAGUCGAUGGGUCACCUCCAGGGAAGCCACCGGAGAACGCCGUCUACUUCUGGGGAGCCAACUCUUGGAGCGAUCCCAAAGGCGACACGCCCUCACGGGUCCUGACGCUGGAGCGGAAGAGAAUCAGCCAAAUCAGCGUCGGGAAAGAGCAUGCGGUUGCGCUCACGGAGGGCGGUCGCAUUUUUGCGUGGGGCAAGAAUGACUUCGGGCAGCUCGGCACGGGGGACGAGGAAAACAGAGCGUUACCAUCGUAUACAGAGCUUCCGUACGAGACCUACAUCUCGCAGGUGGCCGCUGGAGGCAACUACACCAUCGGCGUCACCAAGCGCGGUGAAGUGUGGAGCUGGGGACGAUUUCAGGCAUCCAACUUUCCCAGGCUGUUCACGGAAACGUGGUGCAACGGGUACGAAGCCAAGGGAGAGAUGGGCCUUAAGGGAUUGAAGAUCGUUCGCGUCUCUGCCGGAGACCAGCACAUGGGCGCGCUGACAAAAGAGGGUAAGCUCUACACGUGGGGCUACAACGAUUUUGGCCAGCUCGGUUGGGGCUUGCAUGGUGAAGGGAGAGUCGGUCAGCAGCGGCCGAACCAGGUCAAGGGCCUCUUGGACAGUGAAGAGGUCAUAGAUUUUGCAUGUGGUGGUGGUCACACCGUCGCCAUCACCAAGAGCUGCCGAAUUUUUGGAUGGGGCUCCAACACGAACGGCCAGCUGGGACAUGCCAUGCGGCAGUGCUUCCCAGAACCGGUCGAGGUGCCACUCGGUGAUCCGGUGUCGAAAGUGCGCGCCGGCUGGCAAUGUACAGCUUACAUCACUGAAAGUGCUCGUCCCAUCAUCUGCGGCGGCAUUCGAGCAGAGGGCCCGAGCGUUGCCGACAUGCAGCAGGCUGGAGAAGAAGGCGAUGGAGUUGCUCCUGAGAUGCGUGGUGGUGGCUACAAGGGUGGUGGUCCUCAGCCAGAGGCUGGUGUCAUGGACAUGGUGAGCACCACGGGUGUCGAGGUCAUGACUGAAGUUGUGACAGAGGCUUCGGUUGGUGAGGCGCAUGGACUCCUUGUGUGCUACGAUGGCACCCUGCGUGGCUGGGGGUACAACCGGCAGAAGCAGGCCAUCGGCGACGAAACCGAUGACACCUUUGUCAAGCCACAGGCCGUGGAUGACGUGCCAUUCGACACCUACAAGGGCCUGUCGGUUGCGGUCGGUGGAGCCCAAAGUUACGCCAUCCUGCAGCAGCGCCAUCCGUGA
Symbiodinium natans is the source of this 1674-nucleotide messenger RNA. The record is from the annotation of a GenBank genome assembly. NCBI's taxonomy places the organism in Eukaryota, Dinophyceae, Suessiales, Symbiodiniaceae.